CAUGCGUGCUGAGCAGUGAGUGACUCGGUCCUGGCCCACCCACGGAAGUGGGGCUGCGCGAGGCCGGAAGUGGCGCCUGUUGUUCUGUCCGGUGGGAGCUGAGGGGAUCCUGGGCGGUCCAAGAUGUCGAUAGAAAUCGAGUCCUCGGAUGUGAUCCGGCUCAUCAUGCAGUACCUGAAGGAGAACAGCCUUCACCGUGCACUGGCCACCCUCCAGGAGGAGACCACCGUGUCCCUCAACACUGUGGACAGCAUUGAGAGCUUCGUGGCUGAUAUCAACAGUGGGCACUGGGACACAGUGCUGCAGGCCAUACAGUCCCUCAAGCUGCCGGACAAGACCCUGAUCGACCUCUAUGAACAGGUUGUUCUUGAAUUAAUAGAGCUCCGUGAGCUGGGUGCUGCCAGAUCCCUCCUAAGGCAAACUGACCCAAUGAUCAUGUUAAAACAGACUCAGCCAGAGAGAUACAUUCACCUUGAGAAUCUCCUGGCUAGGUCCUACUUUGACCCUCGUGAGGCAUACCCAGAUGGCAGCAGCAAAGAGAAACGGAGAGCUGCUAUUGCACAAGCUUUAGCUGGAGAAGUCAGUGUAGUACCUCCAUCGCGUCUUAUGGCAUUGUUGGGGCAGGCACUGAAAUGGCAGCAGCACCAGGGACUGCUUCCUCCAGGGAUGACAAUUGAUUUGUUCAGAGGUAAAGCAGCCGUGAAAGAUGUAGAAGAAGAAAAGUUCCCCACACAGCUGAGCAGACAUAUUAAGUUUGGCCAGAAGUCACACGUGGAAUGUGCUAGGUUUUCUCCAGAUGGUCAAUAUCUGGUAACAGGCUCUGUGGAUGGAUUCAUUGAAGUGUGGAAUUUCACUACUGGAAAGAUCAGGAAGGAUCUGAAAUACCAAGCACAAGAUAACUUUAUGAUGAUGGAUGAUGCAGUUCUGUGCAUGUGUUUCAGUAGAGACACAGAAAUGUUAGCAACUGGAGCACAAGAUGGGAAGAUCAAGGUGUGGAAGAUUCAGAGUGGGCAGUGUCUGAGGAGAUUUGAACGAGCACACAGUAAAGGUGUCACCUGCCUCAGUUUCUCUAAAGACAGCAGUCAGAUUCUUAGUGCUUCUUUUGAUCAGACAAUCAGGAUUCAUGGCUUAAAAUCAGGAAAAACUCUGAAGGAAUUCCGUGGUCAUUCUUCAUUUGUUAAUGAAGCUACUUUUACACAGGAUGGUCACUAUAUUAUCAGUGCGUCCUCUGAUGGCACAGUGAAGAUUUGGAAUAUGAAGACAACCGAGUGCUCCAACACCUUCAAAUCUCUUGGCAGCACUGCAGGAACAGACAUCACCGUGAAUAGCGUGGUUCUGCUGCCUAAAAAUCCAGAACACUUUGUCGUUUGCAACAGAUCAAACACAGUGGUCAUCAUGAACAUGCAAGGACAAAUUGUAAGAAGCUUCAGCUCUGGUAAGAGAGAAGGAGGUGACUUUGUUUGCUGUGCCCUUUCACCGCGUGAAUGGAUCUACUGUGUGGGUGAAGACUUUGUGCUGUACUGUUUCAGCACAGUGACUGGCAAGCUGGAGAGAACUCUGACAGUUCAUGAAAAGGAUGUAAUUGGCAUCGCUCAUCAUCCCCAUCAGAACUUAAUCGCCACCUACAGUGAAGACGGCCUCUUGAAACUCUGGAAACCAUAACUGUUUUUAACUAGCUUUGGAGCAUGUUUCUUAAAGAAGGGCUGAACGUGUUCAUGCUUUUAUGAAUCCAAAUAUGCUGAGUAAAAUUUCAGUUCAAGAGCCCAGAACUGUGUUUCAGUACUUGGUCUAAAUAGCUGUACAAUGUCAGUGGCUAGAACACUUUCAUUACCCUGUAUCUGGGUAGUUAAAGCAGUUUAAUUGCUAUAGAAGUGAUUAUUCUGUCUUGUGAAGUCUGUACCUUUCCUUUGUGCUGUUUAUAGAUGGAAAAACAACCAUCAGUUUAUAAAUGAUUGACUUUCUAAAAUGUG
Messenger RNA from Mauremys reevesii (Reeves's turtle), 1970 nucleotides. RefSeq names its product WD40 repeat-containing protein SMU1-like. Gene Ontology annotation, molecular function: protein binding. Gene Ontology annotation, biological process: mRNA splicing, via spliceosome. NCBI's taxonomy places the organism in Eukaryota, Metazoa, Chordata, Testudines, Geoemydidae. The record is from RefSeq and is a predicted model, not a curated record. Gene Ontology annotation, cellular component: precatalytic spliceosome.